This is a messenger RNA of Hippoglossus stenolepis (Pacific halibut), 2908 nucleotides long. It is a transcript of the gene ldhd, whose product is annotated as lactate dehydrogenase D. Gene Ontology annotation, molecular function: D-lactate dehydrogenase (NAD+) activity; D-lactate dehydrogenase (cytochrome) activity; FAD binding. Gene Ontology annotation, cellular component: mitochondrion. The transcript has 11 exons. Bases 33 to 1526 code for a protein of 497 amino acids. The record is from RefSeq and is a predicted model, not a curated record. Lineage: Eukaryota; Metazoa; Chordata; Actinopteri; Pleuronectiformes; Pleuronectidae. Gene Ontology annotation, biological process: lactate catabolic process.
AGUUAGCUUCACUCGUUAGCUGCAGGUUAACGAUGGUUUCUCUUCUGACUCGGACUCGUCGGCUCCAGUUUUCUUGUCUCCAUCGUUUCCUGCGGAGUUUUAACGUUAAACCUGGAAACGUCACCAGAUGUGCGUCUCUGGACAGUGCUCUCUCUGCGUUCAGGUCUAUAUGUGGUGAGGACGGCGUCUCACUGGGUGAAGCUGUCAGAGAGCAACAUGGCAAAGAUGAGUCUUUGCACAGGUGUUGUCCUCCAGAUGUGGUGCUGUUUCCUAGUUGUGUGGAGGAGGUCAGUGCUCUGGCGAAAGUCUGCCACCGCCAUCGCCUCCCCAUCAUCCCUUUCGGCACCGGGACGGGCCUGGAGGGAGGCGUCAGUGCAGUGAAGGGCGGCGUGUGCUUCAGUCUGAGGAACAUGGACCAGGUUCUGGAUCUCCACCAGGAGGACUUUGACGUGACGGUGGAGCCGGGUGUGACUCGGAAGGCUCUGAACUCCUACCUGAGAGACACCGGCCUGUGGUUUCCUGUCGAUCCUGGAGCUGAUGCGUCUCUGUGCGGUAUGGCAGCUACCAGUGCAUCCGGGACGAAUGCAGUGCGUUACGGAACCAUGAGGGAAAACGUUCUGAACCUGGAGGUGGUGCUCGCUGACGGCACCGUCGUACACACAGCCGGGAAGGGCCGACGCCCCAGGAAGACGUCAGCAGGCUACAACCUGACCAACCUGUUUGUGGGCUCAGAGGGAACCCUGGGCAUCAUCACUAAGACGACGCUGCGGCUGUACGGCAUCCCAGAGUCAGUGGUGUCGGCUGUCUGCUCGUUCCCCUCCAUCCAGGAUGCCGUGGACAGCACCGUGCAGGUCCUACAGGCUGGAGUAGCCAUCGCUCGCAUUGAGUUUCUGGAUGACGUGAUGAUCGACGCGUGCAACAGGUUCAGUUGUCUCUCGUACCCUGUGAUGCCAACGCUGUUCCUGGAGUUCCACGGUUCUGAGCAAAGCCUGAAGGAACAAGUCAACACAACUGAGGAAAUCACUCAGAGUAACAGAGGCUCAGACUUCCAGUGGGCUCAAGAUGCAGAAACGAGGGAGCGUCUGUGGAAAGCUCGUCAUGACGCCUGGUACGCGGCUCUGGCUCUCAGACCUGGCUGCAAGGCCUACGCCACCGAUGUGUGUGUCCCUCUUUCUCGACUGCCCCAAAUCCUCGUGGAGACGAAAGAGGACCUGAUUGAAAACAGACUGACAGGUCCCAUAGCGGGUCACGUGGGAGACGGUAACUUCCACUGCCUGCUGCUGGUCGACCCCAGCGACCCCGAGGAGCUGCACCGGGUCCAUCUGUUCACUGAGAGACUGGCCAGGCGAGCUCUGGCCAUGGACGGUACGUGUACAGGGGAGCACGGAGUGGGUUUAGGGAAGAGAGCGCUGCUGCGUGAGGAGAUGGGACCCACGGCCAUCCAGGUCAUGCAGGGUCUCAAAGACGUCCUCGACCCCGAUAACGUGAUGAAUCCCGGGAAAGUUCUUCAGCCACGAGAAAUAUGAACUGUGUUUUAGUCAGUGAACUUGGAGAAUCUUCUGAUCUGCUCACCGUGCACGGCUUAAAGACUGAUGUCGCAAUGCAGCUGCUUAUUUCCAAUAAUCAAGUGUGAAAGAUAAGAUCCCAAACCAACGCUGUUAUUUAAAAUCUGUGAAAAUAUAGAUGGACGACAUGAAGUCUAUACUUUCUUUUACGGGAUGAUCUAAAAAUAUAAGUGAAUAUGGAAAAUCAAGAAUGUUUAGUUUUUUAAAGGAUAAUCAAACUGUUAAUUGUCCGGUAAGAUGACACAUUACGACAGUCAGCGAUUUGCAAAUCUGUCUAAUGCUCAUUUAGAAAAAUGGACAAAGCGAAAGCAGAAAACUUCAUAAAACCAGGACGCACGUCUGAAAACAUCUUCAUUACAACAGUGUCAGAAGUUCAAGCUGCUUCACAGGUUGACUCCAGGGGACCAAACCAAGCGUGGUGCCUCAUGCGUGACGCAGAAACACUCAGGUCGUCUGUAGUCCACUGAUUAAGAUGAUAAAUAUCUGUUUGUUUACUGUCAGUCUCCAUUAUAAUUAUCACCCUGAUGAUGGAUUUGAGGUCAAAUUAAGGCCAAAGUGUUCAGAGAAUUCACAGAGAAAAAACUGAGCAACCAAAUGAAUAAAUGUGAAGUUUGUGCCUUUCUUAAAUACACUUGUGUUGCUAAAUACCACUUUUCUAAUCCCUGCUCUUUAUGGAGAGUUUAUAUUUGGUCAAUAAUUGAUUAGUUCACAUCUAUUACAACAAACCUUGAGUUGCCAAGUUGAAAAAUUGUCUGUUUAUUCUUUCUUUAUGUUAGUUAUUCAGAUAUAAAUGUGGAUCAUGAGUAAAUAUUUGGGUGUUUCUCUCGACUUAGUUUUGCUUCAGUUGCUCGUAAAUGGAUUCUGAUGCCACAGCUUUGUUUUCCCAGAAACGCUAGACGGAUUAAAGAGCUAAAAAGACGUCAAAGGAUGAACCUCUGCCAGAGGAAUUAUUCUUAUCACCAAAUGACUUAUUAAUUACGUUUUAUUAUUUAUUCAGAUUGAUUAGUCCAGUUCUUCAGGUUGAAUGGGGGAGUCUUUAUGAAGUCCUGCGUGGCUGUGAGUUUUGCUGCUCUACUUUGAUUGUGAACAAACUGCCAUCGAAUCAACACAGAUCAUUUGUGUUAAACUGGAUUUAUCUCCUGCACAGUUUUGUCUAUAUUCAUGCAAAUGUAUUUAUAUUAUUUUAGAUUGAAUGUGAAAGAACAAAAAUAAAAGUCUUAGCCGUCCAAACACUUCUGGUCUGGAGUGUAAUGUAGAAAUAUUGUCUAUUAUAAAUGUGUGUAAAACCUUCAGAGUCGCUGUUUAUUUUAGGACAAAUUAAAUCACCAGACAACAGAUUUACA